Molecule: messenger RNA, 673 nt
Organism: Ambispora leptoticha
Lineage: Eukaryota; Fungi; Glomeromycota; Glomeromycetes; Archaeosporales; Ambisporaceae
Source: the annotation of a GenBank genome assembly
AUGUUAACUUUAAAAAAUGGUGAAUUGGAACUAAUAAAAAAUGAUUUGGCUGAAAAAAAUUCAGAAAUACGCUCCUUAGAAACUAGACUCAAAGAGCUAUUGCCAUGCAAUAGAUUAUCAUCAAAACAAGUCAAAAUCGGAGGUAAGACAAAUGAAAAAAAUGAUGAUAAUAUAUCAGUUAUGCAGUCUCCGCCAAAGGAUCUGGACUCUUUAUCUCUUGCAAAAUAUUUUGUACGUAAGCCUAGACCCGAAGGGUCAUUGCUUCGCAAUAAGAGAGAGAAUAGUCAAGUAGAUAGAGAUAUCCAAGAAUCUUUGACUCAACAAACAUUAACCAGUUUAAAUGAUAAUAUGCCUAAAGAAUCAGAAAUCUCUAAUGAGAAGCAGAUAAAUAAUGAGCAGAUACGAAGUAACAUUUCUCCCAAAAUAAGCCCAGAGUCAUCGUCACAUAUUAUAUCUAAGAUAAAGAAUAAUAAUAUACCAAUAAGAGAGAUUGAAGCAUUACCUGUUGUGACAUUAGGUGCUGGCGAAGCUUUGAAAAACUCAAAGACAGGAUUACCUCCAAUGAAACUUUUCCUUAUGGAUAUCGAUGAGGCUACAAAGCAUGCUUCAUCACGCUGUAUUGGACAUCCAGCAAUGUCAUGGCCAUUCGCUAAGCUAGUUACAGGAAAAAGUG